This is a messenger RNA of Botrytis porri, 717 nucleotides long. RefSeq lists its product as uncharacterized. Bases 1 to 717 code for a protein of 238 amino acids. Gene Ontology annotation, biological process: kinetochore assembly. Gene Ontology annotation, cellular component: kinetochore. Lineage: Eukaryota; Fungi; Ascomycota; Leotiomycetes; Helotiales; Sclerotiniaceae. The record is from RefSeq and is a predicted model, not a curated record. The transcript has 3 exons.
AUGUCGCAUCAAGAAGCUGCCGAAGGCAUGGAUGGAGUUGAAAUGACUGGCACAGCCAACGACAUACCUCCUUUGAGCGAGCAAGAGAAACGCAUUUUAGAAGUGUAUGAUAAAUUGGAGGAACUUCAAGUCGAAAUCGCUCUUUUGAAAGCUCAAGGUGUUAUAUCUUCAGAAGAGCAAGAAGAAGAAGUCACCGACGAAGUUAUCCAAAAGGCAGAGGAAGACCUUCUCGAGUCAAAAGCCAAUUAUUCAUUGCGGUCGAAAAUCAUUGAGAAUGUGGUUAUUGUCAAUCCUAUAUUGAAGGCAGUUCAUGCUGGCAGUAAUGCUUCGGUCAUAGAGCAGGACCUCCUACCACUCAUCGAAAAACGUGAUACUCUGUCCGAAAAUCUGGCUCAGAUAUCUAACAAAAUCCAAUCAUCAAGAGAAGAGUUGAUGAGAGAGUCCAAUGAGAACAUUAUUACAGGAAGGAAGAACAUCGAAUUGGCUACAGAAAUGUUGGCUCUAGCAGAAGAAGCGAAUAGUCAGGGGAAAGAACAUAUACAAGACCCAGAUAUUCGUGCACAGUUGGAUGAAUUGGAAGGAGCGAUGAAGAAUAGUAGACAGAGAUGGAGGAUCAUGAAGAAUACUGCUAGUGCUGUGAUAGUGGGUAGUGGUGUUGAUUGGGCGAGAGAUCCUAAGUUAUUAGAAAUUGUCCUUGAUGAUGAUGGGGAUCAAUAA